CGAGAAGUCAAUCAACCAAUCAUAAUGUAGAGACCAAGCAAACGCGGGACUUCGACCGUGUUGCAUAACGUGUUUACAAAAGUGUUUGUUUACGAAUGUGAUUGUGUAUAGGUUUUGUGAAGGAUUUUGUGUGACAAUCUUGUAUGUGGAGCUGUGCCAAACUGAUUCAUUGUGGGACGGGUCAGCUUAGAUCAAGACAGGGUCUACAUUUAACACAUCAACUCAGCUCAGUUCCUAUCUUGUACCUUGUGGGACUUUCUUCCAAAAUGAGUGGGAAUGGAAAGUCCAAUAAGUUGAAAAGAAAAGCCGAAGAAGAUUCUGGGAGUCCUGAAAAAAGGUUGAAAGCAGAAACAAGCAAAACAUCUGUUGAUUUUCUAAAUGAUAUCACAGAAAAUCGUCAGUCUGUUUGUGAAUCUGUUUGUAAGUUCAAAUUCAACAAGAAAAGAGUGAGAGUGUUGUCAGCAGCCAAAGAGUUCCCCGAUGACUGCGAUGGCGUUGUGUAUUGGAUGUCCAGGGAUCAGAGAGUACAAGACAACUGGGCCUUCCUGUACGCUCAGCGUCUGGCCCUAAAGAUGGAGGUGCCACUUCACGUCUGCUUCUGUCUGGUGCCACGGUUCCUGGAGGCUACGAUUCGGCAGUUCGGCUUCAUGCUCACGGGACUCCAGGAAGUGGAACAGGAGUGUAAGACACUGAACAUAUCAUUUCACCUGCUGAUCGGCUACGCGAAGGAUGUCCUGCCGGACUUCGUUAAGGACAACAACAUAGGUGGUGUGGUCACUGACUUUGCCCCGCUGCGUACCCCCAUGGCCUGGGUCACUGAUGUGAAAGAGAGGCUGCCGAAAGAUAUCCCAAUGUGUCAGAUCGAUGCUCAUAACAUUGUGCCUUGUUGGGAGGCGUCGCCCAAGUUAGAAUAUGGAGCCCGCACAAUACGCAAGAAAAUAACAGAAAAACUCCCAGAAUUCCUCACUGCAUUUCCACCUGUGUGUAAACACCCUCAUAAUGCCACAGUUAAAUCUGAACCUGUCAAGUGGGAGGCGGCCUACGCCAGCCUGGAGGUGGACCGUUCCGUGAAGGAGGUGGACUGGGCCAUCCCAGGAACCAAGGGGGGUCUUCAGAUGCUGGAGUCAUUCUGUAAAGACCGACUGAAAUAUUUCAACGCUGAUCGCAACAAUCCUAAUAAGAAUGCUGUCAGUAACCUGUCACCAUGGAUACAUUUUGGGCAAAUCUCAGUUCAGAGAUGUAUACUGACUGUGAAGCAGUUUCGCAGCAAGGGAACUGAGAGCGUGAACGCGUUCAUCGAAGAGGCAGUGGUGAGACGCGAGCUGGCUGACAACUUCUGCUUCUACAACAAACAUUAUGAUUCCAUUGAAGGAGCAUACGACUGGGCGAAGACAUCACUGAAGUUGCAUGCUGGGGACAAGCGGCCAUAUUUGUACUCUCGCCAGCAGCUGGAGGACGGAAAGACUCAUGACAAGCUCUGGAAUGCUGCCCAGUUGCAGAUGGUGAAUGAGGGAAAGAUGCACGGUUUCCUGAGGAUGUACUGGGCCAAGAAAAUCCUCGAGUGGACCCGUUCUCCGGAGGACGCUCUCAAGGACUCCAUCUUCCUCAACGACAAGUACAACUUGGAUGGUCGAGAUCCUAACGGUUACGUUGGAUGCAUGUGGUCAAUCUGUGGCAUCCACGACCAGGGCUGGAAGGAGCGCGAAGUGUUCGGCAAGAUCCGCUACAUGAACUACAAGGGCUGCACCAGGAAGUUUGAUGUGCCGGCGUUUGAAAGGAAAUACAAAGUUAAGAAGAUAUGAACGACAUGUCUUUAACUAUACUCAUUGACAAGAUUCUUGUCACGCAAUUUUGGUGGUGGAUGCUGGCAUAACUGCUGUUUCAAAAAUAACUACAAGGUCUCUUGGGUGGUUACCAUGGUUACUGUGUGAUCCUGCUGGAGUGGCAUUGUACUGAGACGAUGGAGGUCAUCCCUUGGUGCUAAUACUCAGGAACUUUAAGGGUGCAGUACUAACAGUCAGAAGCAGGGUUUCUGAUGAAGUUUUUGGUAUCAAACCAGUCAUUAAAUAAAAUGGUUGCUGGGCAACGAAACCACUUUGUGUC
Messenger RNA from Haliotis rufescens (red abalone), 2103 nucleotides. RefSeq names its product deoxyribodipyrimidine photo-lyase-like. Gene Ontology annotation, molecular function: deoxyribodipyrimidine photo-lyase activity. Lineage: Eukaryota; Metazoa; Mollusca; Gastropoda; Lepetellida; Haliotidae. Gene Ontology annotation, biological process: photoreactive repair. The record is from RefSeq and is a predicted model, not a curated record. The transcript is spliced from 10 exons. Bases 144 to 1802 code for a protein of 552 amino acids.